CUAAAAUUCCCACUUAAGAAACUUCUCUCCUAUUCGGCCAUGAAUUCAAAAUCCCGCCGAAGGUUAAAAACAAGCGAAUGAAAAAGCAUUUUCCUUUUUCCUUCAAAUUCCAACGCUGAAAAGACAUUCUGGCACUUUCCGGGGAAAAAAAAGCUCUGGAGUUUCACGCCUUGUGGUUUUCAAAACGCCGAUGGCAGUGAAAAUCUGAACCCACGAGUCAAUUGCUAGGGUUUUUCGUUUACUGCUCAGAUUGAUAAGCUAGAGUUUUGGAUUACUGAAACAUGAAUUUGGGCGAUCUCAACAAGGUAUGGGAAGUGAAGCCCCUGAAAAAGGCUGGAGAAGAUGAAGCGAGGAAGAUUCUGGAGAGGGUAGCCAAACAUGUCCAACCCAUUAUGCGGAAACACAAAUGGAGAGUCAAGCUUCUCUCUGAAUUCUGCCCAAACAAUCCGGCUCUUCUAGGGUUGAAUGUAGGGGGUGGCAUUCAUGUGAAGUUGAGACUUCGGAGGCCCAACAGAGAUUGGGAUUUCUUCCCAUUCGAUCAAAUUCUUGAUACCAUGCUUCAUGAGCUUUGCCACAAUGUCCAUGGUCCUCAUAAUGCAGAUUUCUACAAGCUUUGGGAUGAAAUCAGAAAGGAGUGUGAGGAGCUGAUGGCAAAGGGCAUAACUGGAACAGGGGAGGGGUUUGAUCUUCCUGGGAGGCGUUUGGGUGGUUUCUCUCGUCAACCUCCUGUUUCAUCUCUACGCCAAACUGCACUUGCUGCUGCAGAAAAGAGAGCCCGUCUAGGAUCUCUAGUGCCAUCUGGUCCUAAACGCCUUGGAGGUGAUAGCAGUAUCAUGGAUGCACUUAGUCCAAUACAAGCUGCUGCAAUGGCUGCAGAAAGGAGAUUACAGGAUGAUAUCUGGUGUGGCUCCCAGAGUUGUGAAGCUUCAGAGGGUGGUGAAAGUAGCUCUGAUCUCUCUGACAGGCAUGUACAUAGGGAGCAAAGUGCUGGAAUGUCAAGUCAUGGUAGUGGUAGAGGUGCACUUGAUUUGGAUGUGACAUCUCGAAAAAGAAGUCAUGAAACUGGAUCAAGUUUUGUGGAUCUAUCCAAGUGUGCUUCAGCCUCUGGGUCUGUGCUUGGCCACAAUGCAACUCACAAUACUGAGGAAUCGAUUAUGUGGGAGUGUGGAAUUUGCACUUUGUUGAAUCCACCAUUAGCUCCUAUAUGCAAGGUUUGCAGCACUGAGAAGCCAAAAGAUGUUGGUAUCAAGUACAAAGUCUGGUCAUGUAAAUUCUGUACUCUGGAAAACAACGUAGAGUUAGACAAAUGUGGUGCAUGCGGACAGUGGAGAUAUUCUCAUGGCCCACCAGUGUCAACUCGUGCACCCAAUCUUGGCACUUGAGAGGUACCCCUCAAAAUGGUCCAUAAACUCUCUGCACAUAUAUAUGGCUACUAUGAUCCUGUCAUUUUUUGGAGAUAUUUACCUUUAUAGUUUGGUUAGAAUGGUUCUCAUAUCAUGUUUUGGAUUUAAAUAUGAACAAAGAAGUAUAGUUGUUGCUUGAGGAGAAAAGCAAAGUUCUACUGUGAA
This is a messenger RNA of Vitis vinifera (wine grape), 1568 nucleotides long. RefSeq names its product DNA-dependent metalloprotease WSS1. The coding region runs from base 282 to 1382 and encodes 366 amino acids. The transcript has 5 exons. The record is from RefSeq and is a predicted model, not a curated record. NCBI's taxonomy places the organism in Eukaryota, Viridiplantae, Streptophyta, Magnoliopsida, Vitales, Vitaceae.